CUUGAUGCCACACUCACUGGCCUUAUUAAUCAUCUACUAAGUUUUCUGGACAGCGGAAUCGUUGCUGAAUAUGCCACACACGCAAGCGCCCUGUUCACGAUGCUACGGGGCUACGUGGAAAUGUGUCCGCAUGCCAGUCUACAUCUUAUCAAUUUAAAAACAACAAAACGCCUGUUAAACUAUCUAAUGGAACCUCAGGUCCGUGACGGAUCGUACGCUUCCACAUGCACUCCAGCGGGUGCUUUUCUGGCCUGUGCGCCUACUUGGAAUGACCACUUGCGCGUAUGGACUCCAGCGCAACAGCGUGAAAUGGGUAACCUUUAUUAUCUACUGGCCCUCCUAGUACUACAGACCUCAUUGGACGAAUACUGCACUAUACGACCAACAGGUAGCAGCCCUGCUCACCCUGUUUUGUUGUCUGUGCCGAACACUACAAGCAUCGCAUCGUCCAAACAAGGUUCCUGGGGCCGUCUCAUGCUGCGGCCACACAAAGAGACUGUAACCUGGCUUGGGAUCGUUCCUUCAGGCAACUUCGCUGCUACCAAUGCAUCGUUCACCGGAAAAACAUCGUCCCCGAGCGGCACGAAAUCACUUGGACCCACGCCACAAUCACACCCUUUCCGUCAAGUAUCCAGUGAACUUCGAUCCGAUUCCGGACCGACCGAUGACACUUAUUUAGUCGGUCUUUUCAAUUUGUGCGAAGUUCUCCUACGUGCCUACCUAGAGAAUGCAGCCACGCCGAACUUGGCAUCGUUAUCUGGUAUUAUUGAUGUUGGACGCAAUUUAAGCUCUGUUUCAGUUGCCGCCGCAGCCAGCACAGCAACUAAUACAUCCUCAGGGUCUGCAGGAAACCGCGUUGCUGUCGCCUCUACGAACACAGCCGGAGGUCAAAAAGAAUCCGUUUUAGGCAUCGGAUCACGAUCGUUCCAGAUCGGAUUAGAUGGUCUACGGUAUUGGUAA
Molecule: messenger RNA, 960 nt
Organism: Echinostoma caproni
Lineage: Eukaryota; Metazoa; Platyhelminthes; Trematoda; Plagiorchiida; Echinostomatidae
Source: the annotation of a GenBank genome assembly